Messenger RNA from Esox lucius (northern pike), 1044 nucleotides. Its product is annotated as extensin-like. The transcript has a single exon. Lineage: Eukaryota; Metazoa; Chordata; Actinopteri; Esociformes; Esocidae. The coding region runs from base 1 to 1044 and encodes 347 amino acids. The record is from RefSeq and is a predicted model, not a curated record.
AUGGAUGUCCUGCACUGGAUGGAAGUCUACCCAUCAACCAUCACACCCAGUCCAGCCAUGUCUACCCAUCAACCGUCACACCCAGUCCAACCAUGUCUACCCAUCAACCAUCACACCCAGUCCAGCCAUGUCUACCCAUCAACCAUCACACCCAGUCCAGCCAUGUCUACCCAUCAACCAUCACACCCAGUCCAGCCAUGGCUACCCAUCAACCAUCACACCCAGUCCAGCCAUGGCUACCCAUCAACCAUCACACCCAGUCCAGCCAUGUCUACCCAUCAACCAACACACCCAGUCCAGCCAUGUCUACCCAUCAACCAUCCCACCCAGUCCAGCCAUGUCCACCCAUCAACCAUCACACCCAGUCCAGCCAUGUCCACCCAUCAACCAUCACACCCAGUCCAGCCAUGUCUACCCAUCAAGAACCACACCCAGUCCAGUCAUGGCUACCCAUCAACCAUCACACCCAGUCCAGCCAUGUCUACCCAUCAAGAACCACACCCAGUCCAGCCAUGGCUACCCAUCAACCAUCACACCCAGUCCAGCCAUGUCUACCCAUCAACCAUCACACCCAGUCCAGCCAUGUCUACCCAUCAACCAUCACACCCAGUCCAGCCAUGUCUACCCAUCAACCAUCCCACCCAGUCCAGCCAUGUCUACCCAUCAACCAUCACACCCAGUCCAGCCAUGUCUACCCAUCAACCAUCACACCCAGUCCAGCCAUGUCUACCCAUCAAGAACCACACCCAGUCCAGCCAUGGCUACCCAUCAACCAUCACACCCAGUCCAGCCAUGUCUACCCAUCAACCAUCACACCCAGUCCAGCCAUGUCUACCCAUCAACCAUCACACCCAGUCCAGCCAUGUCUACCCAUCAACCAUCCCACCCAGUCCAGCCAUGUCUACCCAUCAACCAUCACACCCAGUCCAGCCAUGGCUACCCAUCAACCAUCACACCCAGUCACGUAUCCAGAAAUGCAAUGGAAUUAGCUGUCCAAAUACAGAUAAUGAAGAAACUGUAUCUCUAGCUGUCAGAGAACAUUAG